AUGGAAAAAGGAAUCAAUCUUUUAGAAGCUUCCAUACUGGAGAGAUCUACAGGCUAUUUAGUUAGCCAGAAAGGAAUUGAUGCAAAUACAGAGAAGGUUCAAGCAGUAAUUGAUCUGGCAGAUAGACAUGAAAUGAUGAAGCUAAUUAGAAGAAUGACAUCCCUUUUCAGAUUCAACUCCAAGUCAACUGAGAGAAUAAUGUCGUUCUUCAAAGUUUUGAAAGGAAACAAAAAUUUUGAAUGGGGUGAAGAGCAGAGUCAAGCUUUCAGGCAAUUAAAGGAACACUUACAUAGUCUGACAACUCUGGCAAGACCGGUAACAGGUGAAACGUCAUACUUAUACUCAAUGUUAGAGAAAGCAGCUUAUGCUGUGAUUGUUGCUGCCAGAAAGUUGAGACCUUACUUUGAUGCUCAUCAAGUAGUGGUCUUAACAAAUAUCCCUUUGGAGAAGAGUUUAGAGAAGAUUGAAAGAUCUGGAAGACUGGCAAAAACCCAAGAUGAAAUUGAAGAACCAAUCUGGCUAUUGUUAACUGACGGGUCAUCAAGACUUGUUGGUGCAAGAGCUGGAUUGGUGCUGAUAACACUAAAAGGGAAGGUCAUCGAGUAUGCUUUGAAAUUCCAGUUCAAGGCUACUAAUAAUGAAGCUGAAUAUGAGGUGGUUAUUGCUGGGUUCCAGUUAUACAAAGCUUUGGAAGCAAGGAGAAUCAGUUUAAAAACUGACUCCUAUUUGGUGGUCAACCAGAUUCUGGGAGAAUAUAAAAGAUCAGUCCUAGUGGAGGUAAAACCUUUGAGUGCAAUUCAUGAGGAUGCAACAUCUGUCUUUAAUGUGGGCAACAAAGACAUUCCAGAUUGGAUGAGAGACAUCAUCCAGUAUAAAGAAACAAGAGAUUUCUCAGCAGACCCGAUUCAUGCCAAAAAGUUGAAAUUAAAAUCAUUACAGUUUUGCAUGGUAGUCAGAGAACUAUACAAGAAGGCCAAAAAUGGACCGUUACUAAAAGGUUUGACACCAUCUGAGGCUGAUUACAUUCUAAGAGAAGUUUAUGAAUGGUGUUGCAGCCAUCAUCUGGGAGCCAGAGCUCUGGCACAUAAAGCCAUCCGAAUUGGUUAUUACUGGCCAACAGCAACUGAAGAUGCCAAAUAUCUAGUCCAGAAUUGUGAGAAAAAGGUGGAAAAAUUCAUCUGGCAGAACAUUAUCACUAGAUUUGGGCUACCAAGGGUCCUUACUGUUGAUAAUGGAACUCAGUUUGAUUGUGCAACAUUGAGGAAUUAUUUGGAGGAUUUUAAAAUUGCAGUAGCAUACUCGUCAGUUUGCAAUCCACAGUACAACGAACAAGCUGAAGCUGCAAACAAGCAGAUCUUAAAUGGCCUACAGAAAAAACUGGAAGAUGCAAAAGCCAGAUGGGUGGACGAAAUUUAUGAUGUAUUGUGGUCAUUAAGAACCACAGUAAAAAAAGCAACUGGUCAGACACCAUUCAGAUUGGUUUAUGGAUCAAAAGCACUCCUACUAGUCGAAACCAGGGUGCAAACCAUAAGAGUCAAGCAUUUGAGUCAGGGAGAAAACUAG
Molecule: messenger RNA, 1563 nt
Organism: Amaranthus tricolor (Joseph's coat)
Lineage: Eukaryota; Viridiplantae; Streptophyta; Magnoliopsida; Caryophyllales; Amaranthaceae
Exons: 6
Coding region: 1-1563 (520 amino acids)
Biological process (GO): DNA integration
Molecular function (GO): nucleic acid binding; RNA-DNA hybrid ribonuclease activity
Source: RefSeq, a predicted model, not a curated record